Molecule: messenger RNA, 3141 nt
Organism: Ipomoea triloba (trilobed morning glory)
Lineage: Eukaryota; Viridiplantae; Streptophyta; Magnoliopsida; Solanales; Convolvulaceae
Product: valine--tRNA ligase, chloroplastic/mitochondrial 2
Exons: 27
Coding region: 42-2960 (972 amino acids)
Biological process (GO): valyl-tRNA aminoacylation
Cellular component (GO): cytoplasm; cytosol
Molecular function (GO): valine-tRNA ligase activity; aminoacyl-tRNA deacylase activity; ATP binding
Source: RefSeq, a predicted model, not a curated record
CAAAACACAAGCUGAGUUUGCCCGCUCUCUAGUCUCUAGCAAUGGCGGGAUGCAGUACGUCCUCCCUGUUAUCAAUUUCGCCUUCUUCUUGCUCUUCACUCUACCGUGGUUUCAAUCCUCUUCUCGGCUCCAGACAACGUCGUGUUUUCGUAUUCUUCUCCCGCCCUCGUCUCAGAGCUCGCAGAACCUUUGCCUUAUCUGCAGCAAAUAAUGGCGUAUUUACUUCGCCUGAAAUUGCAAAGUCAUUUGAUUUUAGCAAUGAGGAGCGCAUUUAUAAAUGGUGGGAAUCUCAAGGGUAUUUCAAGCCAAGCUUUGACAGAGGGAGUGAUCCUUUUGUGGUUUCAAUGCCACCACCUAAUGUUACUGGUUCAUUGCACAUGGGACAUGCCAUGUUUGUUACUCUAGAGGAUGUCAUGGUAAGAUAUAACCGAAUGAAGGGAAGACCCACACUUUGGCUUCCUGGGACUGACCAUGCUGGUAUUGCAACUCAGUUAGUUGUGGAAAGAAUGCUGGCCACUGAAGGAAUAAAGAGGGCUGAUAUGGAUAGAGAUGACUUUACCAAACGUGUAUGGGAGUGGAAAGAGAAGUAUGGUGGAACCAUUACAAAUCAGAUUAAGAGGCUUGGUGCUUCUUGUGAUUGGAGCAGAGAGCGAUUUACCCUCGAUGAACAGCUGAGUCGAGCUGUAGUGGAGGCCUUUGUGAGGCUUCAUGAGAAAGGGCUAAUAUAUCAAGGUUCUUAUAUGGUAAACUGGUCCCCUAAUUUACAGACUGCAGUUUCUGAUUUGGAAGUCGAAUAUUCUGAAGAGCCCGGUACUCUAUUUUACAUCAAGUAUCGCGUUGCUGGUAUGCCUAGGAGUGACUUUUUGACAAUUGCAACCACUCGACCUGAGACUUUAUUCGGUGAUACUGCUAUUGCAGUUAAUCCUGAGGAUGAACGUUACUCCAAGUAUAUAGGAAAGGAGGCUAUUGUACCUAUGACCUUUGGGCGGCAGGUUCCCAUUAUCUGUGACAGGUAUGUUGACAAAGACUUUGGAACUGGAGUAUUGAAGAUAAGUCCAGGACAUGAUCACAAUGACUACUUGCUUGCUCGCAAACUUGGUCUUCCUAUACUUAAUGUGAUGAAUAAGGAUGGGACUCUGAAUGAAGUUGCUGGCCUGUAUUGUGGCCUUGACCGCUUUGAAGCACGGAAAAAACUCUGGUCAGAUCUCGAGGAGUCAGGCUUAGCAGUCAAAAAGGAGGCCCACAGUCUGCGAGUUCCUAGAUCCCAGCGUGGUGGUGAAAUCAUAGAGCCUCUAGUAAGCAAGCAAUGGUUUGUUUCAAUGGAUUCUUUGGCUGAGAAGGCUCUGCAGGCUGUUGAAAAAGGAGAUUUGACUAUUAUGCCUGAAAGAUUUGAAAAAAUAUAUAAUCACUGGCUAUCAAAUAUCAAGGAUUGGUGUAUUAGCCGUCAACUGUGGUGGGGUCACCGUAUACCUGUUUGGUACAUUGCUGGUAAAGAUCCUGAAGAAGAGUACAUAGUUGCUAGAUCAGCAGAAGAAGCUCUUGUUAAAGCUCAAGAAAAGUAUGGCAGAAAUGUUGAAAUAUAUCAGGAUCCUGAUGUUCUUGACACCUGGUUUUCAAGCUCACUCUGGCCCUUCAGCACUCUUGGUUGGCCAGAUGAAUCAGCUGAGGAUUUCAAGUGCUUCUAUCCUACAUCAGUCUUAGAAACUGGGCAUGACAUAUUGUUCUUUUGGGUGGCACGUAUGGUGAUGAUGGGAAUAGAAUUUACAGGGACUGUGCCGUUUAAAAAUGUUUAUCUUCAUGGACUUAUUCGUGAUUCUCAAGGACGCAAAAUGUCCAAAACUUUGGGAAAUGUCAUAGAUCCCUUAGAUACUAUCAGAGAGUAUGGGACAGAUGCGUUACGGUUCACCCUUUCUCUAGGGACUGCUGGACAGGAUCUUAAUUUAUCUACUGAAAGGUUGACUUCUAACAAGGCAUUCACCAACAAAUUGUGGAAUGCUGGUAAGUUUAUACUACAAAAUUUGCCUCGUCAAGAUGAUCAAGCUGCCUGGGAUAUGUUGCUGAGCUGCAAGUUUAAUGAUAUGGAUUCUGUGCUGAAGCUACCUCUACCAGAAUGCUGGGUGGUUUCAAAACUUCACAUGCUCAUUGAUGCGGUCACUACAAGUUAUGAAAAACUUUUCUUUGGAGACGUAGCAAGGGAAAUAUAUGAUUUCUUCUGGGCUGAUUUUGCUGAUUGGUACAUUGAAGCUAGUAAAGCUCGCCUUUAUCACUCUGGAGAUGGUUCUAUUUCUUACAUUGCACAGGCAGUACUCUUAUAUGUUUUUGAGAACGUGUUGAAAAUGCUACAUCCAUUUAUGCCAUUUGUUACUGAGGAGCUCUGGCAGGCACUACCUAGAAGAGAGGAGUCCGCCCUAAUAGUUUCUGCCUGGCCACCAACCUUGCUUCCAAGGAAUGCUGAUUCGAUUAAAAAGUUUGAAAACCUACAAGCAUUGACAAGAGCAAUUAGAAAUGCACGAGCAGAGUACUCUGUUGAGCCAGCAAAGCGAAUAUCUGCUUGUAUCAUUGCAAAUCCAGAUGUUAAUCAAUAUAUAUCUAGUGAAAAGGAAGUUUUAGCUCUUCUGUCUAGACUGGAUUUGCAUAAUAUUAACUUUAUGGAGUCUCCUCCUGGAGAUGCAAAUCAGUCUGUCCACAUCGUUGCUAGUGAAGGCCUUGAAGCUUAUCUUCCACUAGCAGAUAUGGUGGAUAUCUCUGCUGAAGUUCAGCGCCUUUCUAAGCGGCUUACCAAAAUGCAAGCGGAAUAUGAUGGACUCAUGUCUCGUUUGAGUUCACCCAGUUUUGUAGAAAAAGCUCCUGAAGAAAUUGUCCGUAGUGUUCGAGAAAAAGCAUCAGAAGCAGAGGAGAAGUUAACACUAACCAGAAACCGCCUCGAUUUCCUCCAAUCCACAGUUUCAGUUGCAAAAUGAUUUAUUUCACAUAUGGUUCAUGGCAGCAGGUCCAAUGUUCUAUUCUAUUAUUCCUUAACAUCCUAUGCGGUUUGUUGCAUGCCAAAGCAAAAAUUUUCUAUUCUGAUCUGCUUGGUUCUUUGUGACAAGAAACCUUACUUUAUGCCUUGUGCAAAUAAUAAUUCUGGGUCCAGGAAAGUCA